Messenger RNA from Brassica napus (rape), 1886 nucleotides. RefSeq lists its product as uncharacterized. Gene Ontology annotation, cellular component: nucleus. Lineage: Eukaryota; Viridiplantae; Streptophyta; Magnoliopsida; Brassicales; Brassicaceae. Gene Ontology annotation, biological process: regulation of flower development. Gene Ontology annotation, molecular function: protein binding. The transcript has 4 exons. Bases 796 to 1722 code for a protein of 308 amino acids. The record is from RefSeq and is a predicted model, not a curated record.
AAUAAAUUUUGCAUUGAAAUUAAAAAACGACACUUAUUUUGUAAAUAAAUCUACAACGACACUUAAUAUAAAACAGAUGGAGUAUAGUUUUCUUAUAUAGUACUGCAUAUAUCCACAUUCACUAAUUAUAUCGAGGAUUAGAUCAAGAGUAUUAAAUUUACAUUUUAAUUCGACAAUUUCACUGGGACACUGAAGAAGUAGUAAACACUCUUAUAAUAGGUUCAAAAACUUAUUUUUUCGUCCUACUAACUUUCAUGUAUAUUUGUAUUGGGUAACAUGAAUGAUCUGAUAAUUCAUCGGUAAUCUGAUCAUAUAAUUUUUUAUCAUUAAAAAAUAUUAACUGCAAACAAGCACAAUGUUGGUAGUAAAGCCGCGCGAAUAUUCUCAACUACACCUCAAAAAAUAAUUAUCUAAUCAAAAAAAUGCAUUUUCAACAGCUAUGCCAAUGACGGAAUUAGAUUCUAGAAACGUAAGAAUUGAAUAGUAAUAUAACAACAAAAGGAGCUUUUGCUCACAUCAUACAAUCAAAAAGACAGUAAGACCAAGUGGAAUUUGAAUUAAAUUAUUUGAAUGUAAGCAUUUUGGUUAGAAAUGUAAGAAUACAAAACUUAAAGAAAAAAUCCACAAUACAGAUAAACAUAAGGAUAUAUUAGUGAAAUAAAUUGUUGUUUCCGCCGUUAUAAAUACAUUGUCACUCACCAGACAAAAGAAACCUAACCUGUUAUGUCUUGGUUCUAACACAGAGAAACCAAACAGAACAGAACAUAAAUAGAGUUUCACUUCAUCAGUUUCAAAAUGGCUUCUUCAGAUCUUUAUAUCUUUGAUGGUUCUUCUUCAUCUACGUCCUCAAUUUUCCGAAACUCUAGUCCGGAUAUGUUCUCUUCAGACACUACAACAACAACAGAUUUGUUCUGCAACAACGAACUCUACUCUGUUGAUGAAUCUCUCAACAUGUUUGACCAUUUCACCCCUCACAUCCUCUCUUCAUCUCCUCCAAGCGACCUUCUCGGAACCCUAACUCUCUCUCAUCAGAUUCCCACCGGGUUAUAUCCAAAUAUCUCCGACGCCGUCAAAACAGAGCAGUUUUACGGCGGUUCCGGUCAUAAUCAGACGGAAACGGUUGCAUCAAUGGCGAGAAGCUAUAGUGCAAUAGAGAAUGCAGGAAGAUAUAUGCAGAGAAGCUUUAGCACCAACUCCGUAGAUGGAAAACCAAAUCAGAUUCCCUUCAACAACGUUCCGAUAAUGGAUUCUUUAAAUAUCCAUUACAAUACCUUGAACUCUCCGGAAAAUGACUUCUUUUCCGGUCAGAUGAUGCGGCGAGUCUACAGCACAGGAGAUCUGCAGAACACAAGAAAGAACGUUGCCGAGCAGAGAUCAUCGGAGCCGUUUCCAGACGCGCAGAACUUGAAGGUGGGACGUUACAGUGCAGAGGAACGUAAAGAGAAGAUCUCAAAGUACAGAGCUAAACGUAACCAGAGAAACUUUACCAAAACUAUAAAGUAUGCAUGCAGAAAAACGUUGGCGGACAGUAGACCUAGAAUACGUGGACGAUUCGCACGCAACGAAGACGUUGUAGAAAUUCCCACCAUUGAAGACGAUGACGCCGAGCUUUGGAAAUUGGAUGGGCUGCAUGAGGAAAACGAAGCUUUUGGGAGCAGCUUUGUGGUGCAACAAUCUCAAUUGCAAUACGCAGCUUCUGAUUUUUCUUCUUCUUUCUGGUGAAAGACUUUUAAUAAGACUAAGGUCGUACAAUAGUUUUUAGAACAACGUAAAUUUUAAUAAGCUGCAUUGUAUUUAGUUUAUAUACUGAAAAUGGCUUUGUCAGGUGUCCUUUCUUUUUGUGUGAAUGUUGAAGUUCAAUAAUGUAAAUUCAACGUAUGCACAAA